Messenger RNA from Penicillium manginii, 516 nucleotides. RefSeq lists its product as uncharacterized. Gene Ontology annotation, cellular component: mitochondrial outer membrane. The record is from RefSeq and is a predicted model, not a curated record. The transcript has 2 exons. NCBI's taxonomy places the organism in Eukaryota, Fungi, Ascomycota, Eurotiomycetes, Eurotiales, Aspergillaceae. Bases 1 to 516 code for a protein of 171 amino acids. Gene Ontology annotation, biological process: autophagy of mitochondrion.
AUGGCAUUCCCACUCUUCACACCUUCAAUUCUCCGCCUCGGGCUAGGCGUAGGCCUCGGCAUCUCCGCCGCAACCCUGCACCCACUCUCACCCUUCCGCGUCGCCCCAAUGCAGUGCCAAUAUAACGCGCCCUUCUCGCAGAGCAAUGCCGACACACCAUGGACAGUCAAGCCAGAAGAAACUCUCCUGCAGAAACAGGGCCGGUCAACUGGUCUGACCCAGGCGCGUGAGGGGUUCCUGACGAAGGAGAAUAUGCGCCAGGUUAGUCUGGGUAGUGUGUUGGGGCUUGUUGCUGGGGUGGGAUUGAGGGCGUUUUCUAAGGCUUUGGUUGUUCUUUUGGGUAUGGGAGUUGUUUUUGUCGAGUUCGCUGCGUCCAAGGGCUAUAACCUUCUUCCUCUCGAUCGGUUGCAGAAGUAUGUGAAGAACGUUGAUCUGCGUCGUGCUAUGUCCGAGCACCGUCCGUUCAAGAUGAGUUUCGGCGCAACGAUGGCGCUGGCGGCUUUUGCGCACUUCUGA